AUGGAGAGCAAUCUGCAAACAUUGAUUGAGUCGGGCCAGGAGGAUAGUGAAGAUCUUAGGACCCAAGUUUAUGUUGAUACUAUGGGUCCUGAGAGGCAUAAUAGAGUCAGAGGAUACGAUCAUGGUGUGACUCCUGAUAUGGUGUCUUAUGCAUCUUCUUCAUCUUCUACAUCAAUUUCCUCCAGGAGAUCAUCUAAGAGUUCAAUGGCGUUGCUGAUGACUCAAAAUAAUGAGUUGAAAAUGAGGGACGAAAAUAAUAAUAAACGGAUUUCGGACCUAGAGAACAAGCAAAAUCAGUUGUUUGCAUGGUUUUUUCAAAGAUUUCAGCCACAACCACCGUAUAGCUCGGGAACCCAACAAUCAGGCCAGAGUCAACCUCCUCAACAGUCGGGCCAAAGUCAGCCUCCCCCUGCAUAUCCGUAUGCUGGCCAUAAUCAGCAACCUCCAUAUCCUGUGUAUCCGAUGCCUGCGCAGCCCAUGCCAUACAUGCAGCAGCAGCCCAUGCCAUACAUGCAGCAGCCGCCCAUGCCAUACAUGCAGCAGCCACCUUAUCAAGUGCCAGUAUAUCGACCUGAGAUGGCUGCUCCUAGUGGAUCUUUUCCUGAAGUUCCAGCUGGGGGGUUUUCUGGAAUGCUUGCAGGUGUUGGAUUUGAUGUGGACUUGUCGAGGAUUUUUGGAUCAGAUGGAGGAUCUCAAGGAGGAGGAUCUCAAGAAGGAGGAUCUCAAGAAGGAGGAUCUCAAGGAGAAGGUUCUCAAGCAGAAGGAUCUGGACGACGUUCAGGCGCAGAUUCGGUUGGGUAG
Pyrus x bretschneideri (Chinese white pear) is the source of this 801-nucleotide messenger RNA. Its product is annotated as protein FAM170B-like. The record is from RefSeq and is a predicted model, not a curated record. Lineage: Eukaryota; Viridiplantae; Streptophyta; Magnoliopsida; Rosales; Rosaceae. The transcript has a single exon. Bases 1 to 801 code for a protein of 266 amino acids.